Messenger RNA from Laccaria bicolor S238N-H82, 2862 nucleotides. RefSeq lists its product as uncharacterized. The record is from RefSeq and is a predicted model, not a curated record. Lineage: Eukaryota; Fungi; Basidiomycota; Agaricomycetes; Agaricales; Hydnangiaceae. Gene Ontology annotation, molecular function: protein binding. The coding region runs from base 1 to 2862 and encodes 953 amino acids. The transcript is spliced from 6 exons.
AUGCCGCUCACCCCCUCUUUGAUUGCAGACGCUGUCCGCAACUCAGCUGAUGCUGGAAUCACUCUUGUUCUGUCUAAAAAGAACAUCACUGAAGUUGGUGCGGAGGCUGCGGAAGAGCUGGCGAGCAUAGGAACGGAGGAGCAAGACGUUCUCGAGAGACUCGCUCUUGGAAACAAUCGGCUGACAACUCUUCCAACAGAGUUUGCCUCACUUUCGCGUCUGCGAUACUUGAACCUGAAGCACAAUGGCUUCUCGACUUUCCCUGACGUUUUGACUUCCAUGCCCUCUCUGGACACUCUGGACGUCAGUCACAACAAGAUCAAGUAUUUUCCUUUGCGACCUGGUCAGCUCCUGCAGUUACGAGUUUUCUGUUUUGCAAGAAACAAAAUUACAAGGUUGCCCACCUAUCUCCCGCACUUCCAUAACUUGGAUGUAUUGCAAUGGGAACGCAAUCCCAUCGAAUGGCCGCCAAGCAAUGUGAUGAGAGCUGUCGUUGCAGAUGGGAAAGGCAUGAAAGAUUGGAUAAAAGCCGUUCAGAGUUGGAUAGAAAGCGAGAAUCGUGCUACAAAAGAACUAGAGGAUUCUGGAUACAGCGAACAGGCGCCAGUUUGGGAUAGCAGCUUGGAAAAAGAUCACUCUUGGCGGUUCCCAAGUCACGACAGGGCACUCGAUGUGGGGGCUCCUCACGUCCGAUCGAUUUCUGUGGACUCUAAUCUCUCUAUGUCAUCUAUCGCGGAGUCCUUGCAAGAAACCGAACCUUCCUUUCAGGAUGUCCUAGACCAGCACCCGGUACCCCUUCUCUUUGAUAACAUCACCUCUGGGAGUGUCGAUCUAUCACCUACAGGUUCUUUCGGAAGUUACCUUCCCAGCCCAGGAGAAACGGAUAGCUUUGAAAUCACGUCUGGGGCUGACGAAUUGAAUCGUUACGAUUUACAGUACUCGUCCCAACAGUCGCACUUUCGGACUUCGUCCUACGCCGAACACCGAAGCAGCGGAUCUGCUAAAAUUGCCCCGAAAAACAGCCUUCCUGAUCUUCGUAGCACAAACUGGAUUCCAACGAUUGAAACCCCUCAACCGCCAGAAAGGGGGCUACCUUCGCUGAGUAAUAGGUUGAAAUCGGAGAAUUCUGAUAACUCAACUGUUGCUUCACAUCUUCACGACCACGAACCAGACCACAUGUCUACUACAUUAACCGAGAACUUGGUUUCCUCAAAUCAUUCGGUCCCAUCGAUGGCUUUUGAGCGCAACUCUUAUUUUCGUCGUCUAUCCUCGAUGCCUUUUUCUACAUCUCUUCCAAACCCUCUUAUUUGCCUCGUGGAGACAGCGCGUAGCAUUCUUUUUGCUAUGAGCCAGGUCUACCAAACCAUUGAACAUUACGCCAAUCAUGCCAUUGAUGAUCGAUAUUCUUCCGUCUUCAAGAAGGUUCUGGAUCCUGCGAGUGCAAGUAUGAUGCAACUGAUUCGGUCCCUUGACCGAUUCGAUGCUGUAAGCCAAAAGACAUUACCCCCUCCUGCGGUUUGCCGAGGCUUGGUAGAGAGCUGCAGGAGUACGAUCACCGUUUCUGGUAAAGCUAUCGGUGUUUUAGCUUUGCAGCUACGCUUAGCUCAAUGCGACGACGCAAGAUACUCAAGGUGGAUAGUACUGGAACUUUACGCGGCUAAGGCAGAGAUUUCGGCGGCAUGGCAGGAUUUGCUUCCGCAUAUCGAAACACUUAGGCCAUUCUUGCAAGGGAAAGCGAUAUUCGGGCACUCAGCUUCCAUUGGUCUGCCGAUACCUGAAGUACUGUCGAUCUCUCCUUCUUCAGAUCCUCUCUACGCGGCACCUCGUUUGCGAUCGAUGGACAACCUCUAUCCUCCUGCAUCAACUCCCUCCGUAGGACGAACUCGCACAGCUAGACGGCACGCAGGUUCUUUCAGUUCCAAAGAUGUGGAAAUUGGAAAGCAACUUCCCUCCUACGACAUAUUCCCCGCUUUGGUUGGAGGGGUUGCUCUCAAUACACCCACACUUCGUACCCCAAAGCGGCAAACCACAGCUCCAGUGUUGGCAUCGCCAACGCCCAGAACGUUUCCCCUUACAACGCCCACGGCUUUCCCUAGCAUUACCCACGUUCAAGAAGAUAGCAAUUUAAGGCACUCCCGUCGUGGUUCCUCUAGUUCACUCCUAGCAUCGUCCGCAUCAGCCUCAUCACUUUCCUUAAUCACGACUAGUUCACUUUUAGAAAUUCCAUCGAACUCCAAGACACAGGUUGAUAGAGAAGCGUUACAAGCUGUCACAGACGCUGUCCAGAUCGCUCCCACUAUCUUGGAUAUGCUGGAGGAGGCACUGGGGGAUGUGUUGUCCUCCAACGCUGAUAUCCGACAAAGCCUCGAAAGGGCGAGAGAUGUCACGAUUAGGUUGUCCCACCUCGCCCGGGCGGCGUCGAGCUGGGACCGUGCCGCUGAUAAAACGAUCCUCCGCGAGGAUGCACAUCUGUUCCUCAAGGCCGUGGUUCAAAUUUCAAACAUAAUUAAGACUUACGGCAGCUCACGUUCCAUGUCGUCUACACUACGGUCCAAUAUGGUGAAACUAACAAAUUCAACUGAAGAGUUUGCCAUCUUGCUUCAUGUUUCCUCAUUUUCUCCAUCAUCACCGGGCGUACUCGGCAUCUCUCCGGCGCAAAAUGUUUUCUAUAUGCCAGAGGACAAUCGGCUGGGUUCAAGUCUGUCACGAUCUCGAAGCGCGCAACCCGUGCCAACUACGAAGCACCCACCUGCAUACGAUGUGCCGCAUAGUGCAUUGCCUUCUGCUUCUUUUAAGAUUCCAAAUGUUCGGCGACUGAGGGGUGCUCUCGAAGCUCGCAACGACAACUCAGAACCUGGGUGA